AUGGCUGGUGGCACCGUCAAGUACCGGCAUCUGAGCCGCAACUCGUCCGCCCGACAGGCGCUGCUGCGAGGCCUCGUCACGCAGCUCGUCCAAUAUGAGCACAUCCAGACCACAUACGCAAAGGCCAAGGAGACGCAGCGCCUGGCCGAAAAGCUGAUAACGCUCGCCAAGCGGAACAAUGAGCCGUGCAGGAGGUCGGCGCAGGGCAUUCUAUACACCCCGAACCUGCUUCUGCCGAAGCUCUUUGGCGAACUGCGAAACCGCUAUCUUACGCGCGAGGGAGGCUACACCCGCGUCGUCCGCACCGAGCCCAAGAACACAUACGACCAGGGCGAGAGCGCCAUCCUCGAGUUCGUCGACGGGAAGAAGGACUCGCGGUUCAUGAUGACGGCCAAGACUCUCGCGCGGGACCGGCUGCUGGGGCGGCCGUCGACGCCCGUGACGCUGCAGAACGUCAAGAAGGUGACCAAGUUCCGCGACGAGAAGGAGCUCGAGGACAUGGUGCAGCGCUUCAUGAUCCUCAGCACUGAGGGCAAGGACGGAAGCGCGGCGGGCGAGGCGCAGAGCGCGGAGUCGGCCAAGUUGGCGGAGAAGGAGAGUGCUGCGGCGGGAGCCAUGGCUGAGGACAUUGUGCCUGAGAGUGUGAGGUCGGGAGAGCGGGCAAAGAGGUGA
Molecule: messenger RNA, 672 nt
Organism: Trichoderma reesei QM6a
Lineage: Eukaryota; Fungi; Ascomycota; Sordariomycetes; Hypocreales; Hypocreaceae
Product: mitochondrial ribosomal protein YmL8
Exons: 2
Coding region: 1-672 (223 amino acids)
Biological process (GO): translation
Cellular component (GO): mitochondrial large ribosomal subunit; ribosome
Molecular function (GO): structural constituent of ribosome
Source: RefSeq, a predicted model, not a curated record